Molecule: messenger RNA, 1777 nt
Organism: Polychytrium aggregatum
Lineage: Eukaryota; Fungi; Chytridiomycota; Chytridiomycetes; Polychytriales
Product: CAMK/CAMK1 protein kinase
Exons: 7
Coding region: 336-1394 (352 amino acids)
Biological process (GO): cellular response to oxidative stress; protein phosphorylation
Molecular function (GO): calcium/calmodulin-dependent protein kinase activity; calmodulin binding; ATP binding
Source: RefSeq, a predicted model, not a curated record
GCGCUGCUCCCCGAGGCGGCUGCUUGCCGUCCAGGAACAUCGCCGGCUGUGCCGUGCUCGAUCUGGGUCCGUCCUGGGCUCCGGUGUGUCUCUGAUCAACAUGGCUCUCGGCUCGGAUGGCCAUCCGGUCGCUGUGUCGGUGUCCCCCAUCGUCCGGGGCCAUGUCCUCUCUGAACUUGGAAAUGCCCAUCGUCUCACACCGCUCAUCUCCGAAUCUCUCACGGUCUCUGGGAUCCUCGGCACAACUUUCCACCGCCCUUUGAUCCUGGCCUUUGCUGCAAUCGAUUCUUGCCCUGGCCGACUGCGUUCUGCCUCCCAGUCUCAUCUUCAGCAUCAUGGCUACUGCCGCUCAGCUCGCACCCUGCGACUACAAGACCGGAAGGGUCUUGGGUCAGGGAAGCUAUGCCACCGUCAAGGAGGCCGUCCGGAUCCAGACUGGAGAGCGCUUUGCCGUCAAAGUCAUCAGCAAGAAGCUCAUGGCUGGCCGGGAGUCGAUGAUCCUGAACGAAAUCGAGAUCCUGAAGCGAGUGUCCCUCGGCCAUCCCAACAUUGUCACUCUCCACGACUACUUUGAGACCCCAAACAACUUGUACCUUGUCAUGGAUCUCUGCCUCGGUGGCGAGCUCUUUGACAAGAUCGUGAGCCGCGGUCAGUUCUUCGAAGCCGAUGCGGCCGACAUUGUCUAUGUCAUCUGCGAUGCCAUCAACUACCUGCACUCCCAGAACAUUGUCCAUCGUGACAUCAAGCCCGAAAACCUGCUCUUCAAGGCCAGCGACGAAGCCUCCGAGCUCGUCAUCUCGGACUUUGGCCUUUCCAAGAUUGUUGCCAGCGACAGCUUUGAGGGCCUCAUGACCACCUGCGGCACUCCUGGCUACAUGGCCCCUGAGGUCAUCCGCAAGACCGGCCACGGCAGACCUGUCGAUAUGUGGUCUAUUGGUGUCUUGACCUACUUCCUGCUCUGCGGCUACACGCCCUUUGACGGAUCUAGCCAGGUUGACGAGAUGCAGAACAUCCUCACUGCCAACUUCCACUUUGAGCCCCAUGAGUACUGGGACGAGGUCUCUGAUGAUGCCAAGGACUUUAUCCGCAACCUCCUCUUGGUGAACCCCUCGUCUCGUCUGACUGCCGCCCAGGCUCUGGAGCAUUCGUUCCUCUCGAACGCCCGCGCCCGCAAGCUCGGCGAGCCCGAAAACAUCACCCGUACCUCUACCGAGACCUCCGUCGAUUUGCUGCCCAACGUCCGCAAGGAAUUCGACGCCCGCCGAACCUUCAAGAAGGCCGUUGGUGCCAUCAAGGCUGCCAACCGACUGGGCAGCUUGGCCUCGCUGGUCAAGCAUUCUGAUGAUGCCAUGGACGAAGAUGGCCAUUUGAUGAUCGUGCCGAAGCAAGGUUAAGGUCGGAGGCUCAAGAUUGUCAAGACUGGGUGUGCUUGCUCCUUGACUUUGGUUUGGACCGGUCGUGAUGAAACCGGCGUUGUUGCACUUCUUUCCAAGCACGCGAGGAGCGAAUCGAGCGCCCCUUGGCAGCCCGGACCGGUCGAGCGUCGACGGCACCGAUCGGGGGGCAGUGUUUCCUUCGCCAUCAAACCCCAAGAUGCUUAUCCAUGGAUCCGCAAUCGACUUGAUAGAGUGAGAUCGGGUCCUGUCGCGUAGCAGUAGCUUCAUUUAUUGGCCAUCGUUUUAUUCGUUUCUUUGCCAUUUACUUCCCUUUCCGUACCUCUGUGGAGACGAGCCGCUCACUUUUCGGCCAACCCCCACGCCCCUCCUCUUUCCCCAAA